AGUCUACUGGAAGUUUCAACCAUACCUACAACCAUCAGCCUCGACCCGACCACUCGACGAAUCAUAUUUCGGCACGCGUUUAGUCUCAGUUAUAGUUGUGAACACGGCCGUAUACUUAGCAUCGCGACACCUCGUGCGCUGGUCUUGAGUUGGCGUGGAUGCUGAAUGGGCGUCUCGUGUUAUUAUGGGAAACAAGAUUUUAUAACCUCCGACGCGACUAAGGAAAGUUAUACGUCUGCAUAAUUUUAAAGCAAAAUCAAAAUUUUAAGAUCAAAUUUCAACAAACAUGACGGAUGAAAAGAUUGCCGAAGUCAGUGGGGAUGAAACAGCAGCUGACGAAAAAAACACGGAAAAUUUAACAUGGAAGGAUUUGGGAAUUGUUGAUUCGCUGUGUCAAGCUUGUGAAGAUUUAAAAUGGAAAGCACCUACAAAAAUUCAAAGGGAGGCUAUUCCUUUGACAAUUCAAGGAAAAGAUGUCAUAGGACUAGCUGAGACAGGUUCAGGCAAAACUGCUGCCUUUGCCCUUCCAAUAUUACAAGCUCUUUUGGAAAAUCCUCAACGUUAUUUUGCACUCAUUCUGACACCCACAAGAGAAUUAGCUUUUCAAAUUUCUGAACAAUUUGAGGCUCUUGGAGCAAGUAUUGGAGUCAAAUGUGUUGUUAUUGUUGGAGGUAUGGAUAUGAUGACUCAAUCGUUAAUGUUAGCUAAAAAACCACAUAUCAUCAUUGCAACCCCAGGUCGAUUAGUCGAUCAUUUAGAAAAUACUAAAGGAUUCAAUUUACGAUCAUUAAAAUUUUUGGUUAUGGAUGAAGCAGAUAGAAUUUUAAAUAUGGAUUUUGAAGUAGAAGUAGACAAGAUUUUGCGAGUAAUUCCACGUGAAAGAAGAACACUGUUAUUCUCAGCAACUAUGACAAAGAAGGUACAAAAAUUACAACGUGCGUCUCUUCAAAAUCCAGUUAAAGUUGAAGUUUCAACCAAAUAUCAAACAGUGGAAAAGUUGCAACAAUAUUAUGUAUUUAUUCCUGUAAAAUUUAAGGAUGUUUACUUGGUUCAUAUUUUAAAUGAACUAUCUGGAAAUAGUUUUAUGAUCUUCUGUUCCACAUGUAACAAUACCAUGAGAACUGCACUUCUUUUGCGUAGUUUAGGAUUCAUGGCUGUACCUUUACAUGGUCAAAUGUCCCAAAAUAAAAGAAUUGCAGCACUUACCAAAUUCAAAGCAAAAAAUAGAUCAAUUUUAAUCUCUACAGAUGUUGCAAGCAGAGGUCUUGAUAUCCCACAUGUUGAUGUUGUUAUUAAUUUUGAUAUACCAACACACAGCAAAGACUAUAUACAUAGAGUUGGGAGAACUGCUAGGGCUGGUCGCUCUGGCAUUUCUGUUACAUUUGUAACUCAAUAUGACGUUGAGUUAUAUCAAAGAAUAGAACAGCUGAUUGGAAAGCAGCUUCCUAUAUAUAAAACAGAAGAGCAAGAAGUAAUGGUGCUUCAAGAAAGAGUAGCAGAGGCUCAGCGUAUGGUUAAAAUGGAAAUGAAAGAUAUAGAAGAAAAUAAAAAGUCAGGAAAAAGGAAAAAGCGUUCUGGAGAUGGAGAUGAUGAUGAUGACACAGAACAAUCGAUAGGUGUUAGAAAGCGUGUAAAGGGAAAAACUAAGGGUAAAGGAAAGAGAAGUUAAAUAAAAAUUUUUACAUAAUUAUAUCAAGACUAUUCAAUAAUAAUCACAAACUCAGAUAUAUAUAUAUA
Molecule: messenger RNA, 1737 nt
Organism: Nasonia vitripennis (jewel wasp)
Lineage: Eukaryota; Metazoa; Arthropoda; Insecta; Hymenoptera; Pteromalidae
Gene: pths
Product: probable ATP-dependent RNA helicase DDX47
Exons: 9
Coding region: 287-1669 (460 amino acids)
Molecular function (GO): RNA helicase activity; ATP binding; nucleic acid binding
Source: RefSeq, a predicted model, not a curated record